This is a messenger RNA of Benincasa hispida (wax gourd), 1362 nucleotides long. RefSeq names its product WRKY transcription factor 68. The record is from RefSeq and is a predicted model, not a curated record. Gene Ontology annotation, biological process: regulation of DNA-templated transcription. NCBI's taxonomy places the organism in Eukaryota, Viridiplantae, Streptophyta, Magnoliopsida, Cucurbitales, Cucurbitaceae. Gene Ontology annotation, molecular function: DNA-binding transcription factor activity; sequence-specific DNA binding.
UCCCCCUUUUCUCUUCCUCUUUCUUCUUCACAACAACACACCAUCUUAUAACUCUAAACUCUCAUACCCUCUCUCUCUCUCUCUCUCUCUCUCUCUCUGAUACUUUAAGUUUUUAGACAUACAAAUUAACAAAAAAAAAAAAAAAAAACAAAAACAAAUUCAAUCAACAAACGCCAUAGCAGAGCAUCGCCCAUGGACGACGAGAAGAAGAAGGAAGGGAUUGUAAAGCUCGAAGACACUAGCACAAGCAGCGACGGCGGUGGCGGCGGCGGCGAUGGUGGUGGAGAUUUCCCAUUUUCCGAUAACGUGAUACCAAAUGGAUUCUUUGAUUUUUCUGACGGUGAAAAAUGCUCUGUUGGGUUCAUGGAGUUGCUUGGUCUUAAUAAUAACUGUGAAUUUAAGGAUUAUUGUUCUGAGGUUUUUAAUCCUCCGGCCACCCCCAAUUGCUCCUCCUCCGUCUCCUCCGCCUCUAGCGACGCUGUUAACGACGACGACCCACAACAACAACAACAACUCAACCCCACCACUAAACAAUUGAAAGUGAAAAAGAGGAAGGAGAAGAAAGAGAAGGAAGCCAGAUUUGCAUUCAUGACAAAGAGUGAAGUUGAUCAUCUAGAAGAUGGGUAUCGAUGGAGAAAGUACGGCCAAAAAGCUGUCAAAAACAGCCCUUUUCCUAGGAGCUAUUACCGUUGCACAAGUGCAGCUUGUAAUGUAAAGAAGAGAGUUGAACGAUCUUUUGCUGAUCCAACCGUCGUGGUGACCACCUACGAAGGCCAACACACUCACCCAAGCCCGAUCCUAUCCCGGUCCGCCCUAGCCGUCGCUAUUCCACCUCCGCCCUCCACCGGUGGCCCAGGCGGAAGGUGUGUUGGCGUUGCAGCCAUGCCGUGGCUCAAAGCUAGCAACAAUCCUCAUGUCGAAACAAAUGGUGACAUUAUUCCAGCAUGGUCUCAUCAAUACUUUCAAAAUUCGACCUACGCUACUCCCCAAAAUUUAGCCGUUAAUUACAACCGAAGCAACCACAUCGGAGCAGCGAACGCGGCUGGAAUCCUCCAGGAGAAACGGUUUUGCAACCCAAAAGCUACAUUUCUUGUAGACCAUGGGCUGCUUCAAGAUGUUGUUCCUCCCCACAUGCUGAAACAGGAGUAAAAAUAUACUAUAUCAUUAGCCAUUACAAUAUAUAGAUAUAUAGAUAUAAAAUUAUAUUAGUUUAAGUUGAAAAACUUGUGUUUAGUUUGAAUUUUAGCCCAGAGAACUGACUUGUGUUGUUCAUAGAAGAUGUUAGAUGAACACAAAGAAAAUCCAUUCAUGAUUAUGAGGUUGAAUUUUCUUGCUGACAAAGUUUGAUUGAUGAUGAUCUCA